Paramecium sonneborni is the source of this 3049-nucleotide messenger RNA. NCBI's taxonomy places the organism in Eukaryota, Ciliophora, Oligohymenophorea, Peniculida, Parameciidae. The record is from the annotation of a GenBank genome assembly.
AUGGCUGAUUUUUCAAUUGAAAAUGUGUGUUAGGCAAUCCAUGCAUUAAACAAAGGUUAAGUCGAUAAAGCUGAUCCAUUCUUGAGAACCUUCUCAUAAUCUAACGAGGCUUGGAGAAUUUGCAUUCAAAUUUUAUUGUCAAAUCCAGAUUCUUCAUUGGUUUUUUAAUUGUUACGCAUUCUUAAGUCAAAAAUCCUUUAUGACUUCAGUAUUUUUUAUUUAAUUUACAUCCUAGUUUCCCUCAAUCCAUAGGAGAUUCAACAGAUUUAUUAAAACUGCAUUUAAAUCAUUCUCCAUUACAGUGUAUAAAAUUAAAAAUCUACUAGAAUAUAAUGUGUACUCAUGUUUAUCUAUUUAUACUUAUACACUUAUACUCCAUAAACUAAACCUAUUUUAGAGUACAAAAUCUAUUUAAAAUUAGAGUGAUUUCUUAAAUAGUGGAUUGCCAAAUCAAUAGUUUGCAUUAGAAUUUUUUAUUUGACAUUAUCGAAAACUUUCCAGAGGAACUCAUUUCAAAUAAAAAGAUUAUUAUUGAUGAAGAGAAAAGAAAAUAUAUUGCUGAAGACAUUAAAAAUAAAUAAAUGUUAGACAUUAUACAAUUUUUACAGUAAAGAUGGAAUAAUCCAACAAAUUAAAGUACCAGAUUCUAUGUAUUACGUGCUUAUAGAAAAUGGUUGGAAUUUAUGAAAAAUUAUAUAAAUGAAGAUGAAGUAUAUCUUUAUGUAAAUAUUAAAGGCUUUACAAUUCAUGCAAUUAAUAACUCAAACUCCUUUAUUUAAAGGAGCAUUAGACUCAAUAAUUAUUGAAGAAUUAUAAAGUAAAGCUGUUAAUGUUAUAUGCACUUUUCUUGGAAUUAUUCCAAAAACCAUUGCAGAAUAAACUUCAUUAGAACCUCAAAUAUUAAAAAUCAUCUUUGAUGAAACUUAUAAAACGUUUGCAUUAUGUAAAAAGGCUCUAGAUGAAGAUCAAAAAGAUGAAAUAAAUAAUUUGAUAAGAUUAUAUUCAAAACUUGGAAAAAAGUUUAUUUACAAGAUAUUAUUAAAUGUAUAAUUAGAAGCAUUUAUAUCUAAUAUGCUUUGGAUAUUUAGUCAUGAAAAUUCUUUGAAUCAAAGCGAAUAUAUGACUGAUUUUUGGAUUAAAAUGAUUAAAACUAUUAGAAUUUUGAAUGAUAUGCAGUUAUAAAGUAAAUUUGCUUAGACUUUUGAAUAACUUAUAAAUGGAUGUAUUAAAAAGAGUAAAGUCAAUUUAACUUUAUUAUCUGAAUAUGGUAUAUCAUCUAAAAUUGAGGAUUAAUUUGAAUAGUUAUUAGAUCCAAGAACUGAUAUGAAAGAGAUUAUAGAGGAAUUAGCAACUAUAAUUUAACCUAAUUAAAUUCUACUGCAUUUAGGAUUGAUUUUAAAGUAGGAAUUCAUAACAAAAAUGAAUGAUGAUGGAUGGAUCACUUUUGAAGCAUGUAUUUAUUUAAUAACUGGAAUUGUUAAAUAAAUUACUCUUAAAAAUGAUUAAAUUGGAGUUUAAUAUUUGAUGGAAAUUAUUAAAUUAUAUUUAGAUGUUUAUUCAUAAUAAUCUUUAGCAAGUAAUAAUUUUAUUAUGAAGACUGGUAAAUAUUAAAAUUAUUAAUUUGAUAGUGUUUAAAUUCAUUUCUUAAAGUUGUGCUUAAUUAAUAUCUUCUAAUGAAUUGUUGCCAUUAUUAUUUAAUUUCAUUACAAUUGGAAUUCAUCAUAAUGUGGAAUCAGUACAAAAAAAAGCAACAAAAGCGUUUUAAUUAAUUUGUAAAUAAAACUAAAGUUUUGUUUUAAUGCAUUUAAAUUAAUUUUUUGAUUUAAUUGUAAAAUUGUAAUAAGUGUAUAAAUUAUAAGUAUUAUGUUAGUUAAAAUUAUGAUAAUUUAAUAAAAGGUGUUGCAAAUGCUAUAUGUUCAAGUAAGGAAACAAUGUAGAAUUAUUAUUUGAGAUUGUGUUCAAUUUUUGCCUAAAAUCUUCUUUAAUUACAAAAAUAAAUAGAAGAAUAGAUAUUGUAAAACAAGAAUAUGGAUUAAUUAGAAAAUAAUAUUGAUUAAUAUAGUAAAAAUAUAUCUUGUUUGGCAUAUGCAAAUAGUUAAAUUCCUAUUAAUGAAAAUGAAGAUUAUUAGGAGAUAAGAGUUUUGAUAGUAAAUGUUUAUAAAGAAUUAUGGCCGAUGUUGAAAUUCGGUAUGGAAAGAAUAGUAGUUUAUGAACCAAAUAUAGCUGAAAAGAUUGUUAGAUACACAAAACAUACAUUUAGAAAAGCCUUUAAUUAAUUUUCAGUGGAUUUAUUGACUUAAGUAUUUUAAUGUUUUUUAAAUGUUUAUCGAUAAAUGCCAAUAACAGCAUGUAUAUACAUAGCAGAAGUAUCAGCUACUGUAUUUUAUAAAUAUCCUGAAUAUAGAAAUAUUCUAUUAGAGGCAUUUGAAAGUCUAUGUAAUAUAACUUUCUAACAUUUGCCUCAAUUAUCAAGUUUUGAAGAGAAUCCUGAUUUAACAGAAGAUUUAUUUGGAAUGUUAGUUAGAUAUGGUCGAUACACACCUGUUUUACUGAUGUAAAGUUCUGCUUUAUAAACAAUCUUAUAACUUACAUUGAUGGCAAUAGGAUUAGAACAUGUAGGUGCUGCAAAAACAUUUUAUUCUUGGUUGGAAGUUGCAUUGAAAAUACUUAAGCCUUAAGAUGAAACAUUCAAGACUUAAAUACCAUAAGAAUAUAAGGAUAGUAAUAAUUUUAAGUAGAAUUAGAAUUUAAAUAAAUAUUUAUGCCUUUUGUACCUCAAUAUACUGUGAAAUUAUUUGAGGCUUUAAGAAGGGGAGCUGCAGAUGAAGAGGUAGAUGAUUAAAUUUAAGAUUGUAUACUUGAAUUGUCCUAGUUAUAGUUUAUUGAUUAUAGGAAAUUGUUAGAAAAUGUAUUUGAAGAAGGACCUUAAAAUAUUUUGACUAUAUCUGAGAAGAAGAAUUGGCUAGAGUAGAAUAAAGAUUGUGAGAUUUAAAAACAUUAUUUGAGAUUGUAUUCAAGAAGAUGUAUACAAAAUACACUUAGGGGAUGA